AAGUCCUAAACACUCCUCAAACAAUUUUCCUCUUCAACUCAGAGCUAUAUAUACAUAAUUGUUACUUCCAUAUAUAUAUAUAUAUAUAUAUGGCUGCUCUUGCAAGUUCAUUGUCAUCAUUAAGAGGUUCGAAGAUCAAAUCCAUGCAACGAUGCUCGAAGCAAGUUAGAGAGCAGAGGGCAAGACUUUACAUUAUCUGGAGAUGUACAGUUCUACUUCUCUGUUGGCACGACUAGAAAUCGGGUCAAUCACUAGUGGAAGAGCCAUGAUUUACCUAGCAAUAUAGUAUAAUUUUCCGGCAAAGGGGUGUCGUAACUCCGCCACUGUCUAUGACAAUGGUUCCAAAAUCGUUGCAAUAGAUAGGAAAACCGCUGCAAUAAGCCUAAUUGUUAGUAGUGUGCAUGAUUAAGUUCUCGUGAUGAGGAUUUCAGUAUGGAGUUCGAGGUACCAAAAUACUCAGAUGAUUCAGAGUGAGGAUCCAAUUUAUAGCUUUUUGAGGGGUGGUAUAGCCCUGACUUUUGUGUAGGAGUAGAGACUAAAUUACAUGUACAAUGUAAAAUAUAUACCAAAAGCCUAUGAGUGAAUAAUACUCGAGGAAACUUUUCUUAUUUUAAAUUGACAAGUAGCUUUUUUCCCUA
This is a messenger RNA of Nicotiana attenuata, 638 nucleotides long. RefSeq lists its product as uncharacterized. The transcript has a single exon. The record is from RefSeq and is a predicted model, not a curated record. Lineage: Eukaryota; Viridiplantae; Streptophyta; Magnoliopsida; Solanales; Solanaceae. Gene Ontology annotation, biological process: negative regulation of cell population proliferation. The coding region runs from base 90 to 236 and encodes 48 amino acids.